Molecule: messenger RNA, 920 nt
Organism: Cladocopium goreaui
Lineage: Eukaryota; Dinophyceae; Suessiales; Symbiodiniaceae
Source: the annotation of a GenBank genome assembly
AGUUGACUCCGUUGGCUCCCUAAACACUGUGAAGAAAAAGGGGAAAUGGAGGCCAUUCCUUUGUUCCUUGCCAGCGCGAGCAAGGCGAUCUUGCUUGGUGCCGUGGUGCCAGAAAUGACCAGCCAGGAUGGGGCUCCCAAUGUCUUGGACUCUACAGGUGUUGGAGACGGUGCCGCGGCAGCAGUGGCCCCAGCCGAGGCUGCACCAAUGGCGGAGCCUCAGGUGGCCCACGUGGACCUCCCUCCUCCCAGUGAGCCAGUUCAACCUCAUCCAGUCCAAGCAAUUCCAAGUGCCGAGACUGUCACGACGACCGUCACAACGCCUGCCACUGAUAGCGCCACAAGCGGAGAAGCUGCUGGAGCUGCCACCGAUGCCACCGAUGCCACCGAUGUCACUGCCGUGGCAGGUGCUGCAGAUGCUGCAGGCGCUGGUGCUGAAGGCGGUGCUGCUGGUGCUGAUGCCAGUGCUGGAAACAGCCCGGAUGCUGCCAGUGCGGCUGUGCAGGCUGUGCAUGGUGAGAGCGAAUCUGCCGCACCCAGUGCCCUAAAAGCUGACGCUCAACAGAUUGUUGAGGCUGUGAAUGCCAAAGUUAAAGACUUAUCCAAGGCCUCCUUUGCUUCACAGACUGAGCCCACUCAUCCCCAUGCACCUGUCAUGGAUGAAACCACUUCGAUGAUGUAUGUGACUCAAAAGAUCCAUGAUUAUUUUUCAGGGGGGAUCUCCCCAUCUGAUGUCAGCUCUGUGGUGAAAGAAUCUGUCACAGUGCUACGGGAGUUUGACAAGCUGAACGAAUGAUCGACAUCGCGAUCGGCAUCGCUGGCAUCGCUGGCACAUCGAGUCAUGGGAAAAGGCUAUCUGAUGGCUGAUGGAUCUGAUGGGGUCGGAACGUGCCAAAGGAUGCCCUGCGUUUAUGAGGAAAA